UGACCUCCUCCACAAAAACUCCUCGCUAUGGGGAGCAAAAAAACAAACGAAGAGCGCCACCUGAUGGAGAACACAUAUAUACCUCUCGCUUUGAAUCUUCCUCUCGGUCAAAAGUCCAGCAAAGCCUGGAAUGUCAAUGAGUCUCACGAAACGAAGACAGCAAUUUAGAAAUGAUCCAAUUGUUUAGCUAACGAGAUAUAUAUAUUUAUACAUUCGGUGGAGAAAUGCAUUUACUCAAGCAAAUAGCUAUUGCAGCAGUAUAGCUACUUAGUUAGACAAUAAGUUCACAUUUCUGGAAUAUUUCUAAAGAUCUUUGUUUUGAAAAAACGAUUAGCUUGCUGGCUAGCGAAGUUACCAGUGAAAACAACUGUUAUAAGGCUGUAUUCGGGACGUCUGAGAGAAACAAACUGUCAGCUACAGCAAGGUUAUCAGUUGUUUCCUGGGCGAGGACAAGACAAGUGCUACAACAUUCUGCAUCAGCUCUGCGAGCUGAGCCAGGCCUCAACCAUGGCAGGUGGAGCACAGGCAGCAAGAUGUCAUUCUCCUCAUCCAACGAGGGCCAAGGGAAGCCCAAGCCCAAAUCCCCACUGCACAAGAGAGGGAGUCUGCAGAGUACCACCAGCCCUGAUCUGCGUGGUGUAGCAGGGCAGGCCAAGACCCUGAAGCCUCAGCGCUCCCUCCCUGGGACGCCCGUCACUAACCCACUCAAACACUUCCCCAUCGACCUGCGUACAUCCAUGGACGGAAAGUACAAGGAGAUUGCAGAGGAGCUGUUCACUCGCAGCCUGACGGAGAGUGAGAUGCGCACCGCUCCUUAUGAGUUCCCUGAGGACAGCCCCAUCGAGCAGCUGGAGGAGAGACGCCAACGCCUGGAGAGGCAGAUCAGCCAGGACAUCAAGCUUGAGCCAGAGAUCCUGCUCCGCGCCAAGCAGGAGUUCAUGAAAAUCGACAGUGAUGCCGACCUGGAGUUGAUGAAUCAGGAGGGUGGUGUGGACAGGACCGAUGAUGGCUGGAUGAAGGAGAGAGUAUUACCAAUGGAGCGAGAGUACCAGCGUGUGUCAAUAUCAGGGGAGGAGAAGUGUGGGGUGCCCUUCACAGACCUGGUGGAUGCAGCUAAGUGUGUGGUGAAGGCCCUGUUCAUCAGGGAGAAGUACAUCGCUCUGUCCAUGCAGAACUUCUGUAAGACCACUGCCCGUGAGCUGGGGGAGCUGGGAGAGAAACCCUUGGACCUACGCAUCUAUGAGGAGAUCCCUGAGACCCCCGUUGAUGCAGAUGCUCCAGUCCACCCCCCUGUCUCAGAGACUCACCCCUAUGAAAACCAGGUCACCAAGAACAUGCCUGCAGACACAGAGUACAGCUGUAAGAUGGUGGAUGGGGUCAUGCAUGUCUACACCAAGAAGAGCCCCAUGGAGAAGAGUACAGAGUUGGACCUGCCCUACCCAGACCUGAAGGAGUACAUCGCUGACAUGAAUGUCAUGAUGGCUCUCAUCAUCAACGGACCAGUGAAGUCGUUCUGCUACCGCCGGCUGCAGUACCUCAGUUCUAAGUUCCAGAUGCACAUUCUGCUGAACGAGAUGAAGGAGUUGGCAGCCCAGAAGCAGGUUCCUCACCGCGACUUUUACAACAUUCGCAAGGUGGACACCCACAUCCACGCUUCAUCCUGUAUGAACCAGAAGCACCUUCUGCGCUUUAUCAAGCGGGCCAUGAAGAAGUACCCUGGAGAGAUAGUCCACAUGGAGCACGGGCGGGGACAGACCCUCAUGGAGGUAUUUGAGAACAUGAACCUGACCGCCUUCGACCUGAGUGUGGACACACUGGACAUGCACGCGGACCGCAACACGUUCCAUCGCUUCGACAAGUUCAACGCCAAAUACAACCCCAUCGGAGAAUCCAUCCUGAGAGAGAUCUUCAUCAAGACAGACAACCACAUCGAGGGCAAAUACUUUGGCCACAUGAUCAAGGAGGUGAUGGCUGACCUAGAGGAGAGUAAGUACCAGAACGUGGAGCUGCGUCUGUCCAUCUACGGCCGCUCCCGGGACGAGUGGGACAAGCUGGCCCAGUGGGCCGUCAAACACCAAGUCUACUCUGACAACGUGCGCUGGCUCAUCCAAGUGCCCCGCCUCUUUGAUGUGUACCGAACCAAGAAGCAGCUGGCUAACUUCCAGGAGAUGAUGGAGAACAUCUUUAUGCCUCUGUUUGAGGUCACCAUCAACCCCCGCAGCCACCCUGAGCUGCACCUCUUCCUGCAGCACGUGGUGGGCUUUGACAGCGUGGAUGACGAGUCCAAGCCGGAGCACCACAUCUUCAACAUGGACAGCCCCCUGCCAGCCGACUGGACAGAGGAGGACAACCCUCCCUACUCCUACUACCUCUACUACACCUACGCCAACAUGACCGUGCUCAACCAUCUGCGCAGGAGGCAUGGUUUCCACACGUUGGUGCUGCGCCCUCAUUGCGGGGAGGCGGGGCCUGUCCACCACCUGGUGUCUGGUUUCAUUCUGUCAGAGAACAUCUCCCAUGGGCUGCUGCUCAGGAAGGCCCCAGUGCUGCAGUACCUCUACUACCUGGCUCAGAUUGGCAUCGCCAUGUCCCCCCUGAGCAACAACAGCCUGUUCCUCAGCUACCACCGCAACCCCCUGCCUGAAUAUCUGGCCAGAGGCCUCAUGAUCUCUCUGUCCACUGACGACCCCCUACAGUUCCACUUCACCAAGGAGCCCCUGAUGGAGGAGUACAGCAUCGCCACACAGGUGUGGAAGCUGAGCUCCUGUGACAUGUGUGAGCUGGCCAGGAACAGUGUCCUCAUGAGUGGCUUCUCCCACAAGGCAAAGAGCUACUGGCUGGGGCCCAAAUACAGCAAGGAGGGCCCUGAGAGCAACGACAUCCGUCGCACCAACGUCCCGGACAUCCGCGUGGCAUACCGCAGUGAGACCCUGCUGGAGGAGCUCAACCUCAUCACCCACGCUGUGCACACCAAGGAGCUGGACAACAUCGACGAGGAAGACACCCUCUCCAUGGCCCCCGUUGGGGCAGAAGGACACUAAAUCAACAACCCCACCCCGACUUCUAACCCCCCCCGGCCCCUCCCUGCAUGACACUGGGGAGGUGCAGUAUGAGUGGACUCCAGCUUGUUGUUUAACCUCUACCUCUUACCCCCUUAUCCCCCUCCCACUAGGGAAUUGGACUGUGCACUCGUCUCUCAGCUCUCUUGUACUAAAGCCAAGGAUACAAUGCUCCCUGAGUGGCCCCAUUUCUCUGUCGGUGAUGGGGGUAGUCAGUAUGGACUCAUGUUCCAGUCCCCCCUUCUCCCUCAACCCAGGUUCCCUCUUCAACUCUCUCUGUCGGUGAUGGGGGUGGUCAGUAUGGACUCAUGUUCCAGUCCCCCCUUCUCCCUCAACCCAGGUUCCCUCUUCAACUCUCUCUGGGUAGCUCCUGUUUUUCCUCUACUUCUUUUGACUCCUCCCUAUCUCUCUAAUACUCACUGUGAGAUUUCAAUCAGCACGGCCAAGGUUGGCAGGGGGAACAUCCAGUGCUUGGAUUAUUUUCUAAUACACAUAUGGGAGGAGAGAGACUGUAGCCUGAAGUCUUUUUUUUCACCUCAUCUGUUCUUCGAUCAGUUCCUGGAUCACUUUCUCUGUCACUUUGAUCUCCUGACCCUUCAAACCAAUACUUCUGCCCUUUGCUUUGUCAUGUGACCCUGCAUGAGAAAAAGGGUCCCACAGUUCAGCCUGUGAUUUGUUGGCAUGUUUGUACCCAUCACCUAUAUUUCACACACACACACACACACACACACACUGCACAGUUUAGCCGUCCUGAAAGCUGCUCCUCUUCCAUCACACAGUCGUGCUGCCUGAAGCUCAUCUAGUUUAAUAUCUUCACAAUGAAGUAGGGAAGCAGAUACAACUUAACAUAAAUAUUAUGAGGGUGUUUGUUGUCCAUGGGUCGCCUAACCUACACAACAUGGACACACCUAAACAAUGCAUAGGUGAAUGUUCCACCCCACAUUGUUCCAACACCCGUUGCGCACUGAUAGGAACAGUCACAUGUAACUUAGAGUUUCAUGGAAACCGCGGUAACAAACUUCUAAUGUAUGGACGUACUGAGUUAAGAAAAAUGGAGAACGGACCAAAUCUGUGUGGCCUAGAAGCAGAAGUCGUGCACAAUUCCAGUCUGUCUGCUGCUGGGUAUCUGAUGGCUUUCAUCCUUCUCUGUGCUUCUGGAAGGUUGUAGGGAUUUAUUGGCUAAAUGAGUCCUCUCGGCCGGUCUCCCUGAUCUAAGUCAGCUCUGAAUGAAAUAGCAGGCAGGACAUUCAGCAGGGAAACAGCAGCAUGGAGCUGUGUACCUGACUGGUCUAGUGCAAACAUUCCAUUAAAUUAAUAUUAAUAUCAAUGUUAUUUUUAUUUAACAAGUCACAUUAGUUAUAGAAUAUGCAGACAAAAAGAGUAGAUUUAUACUAUUCCAUGAUAUGUACAAUAUACUAAAUAUCUAAAAAGGAUAUAGAUACAUGUGUGUAUAUCUAAAGAAGAGGUACAUUUCUGUGUAUAUCUAAAGAAAAUAUAUCAGUCUGGUAGUGGAUGCUUAGAGGUGUGUAUGAUAAGAGAUGUUAAACCACAGCUUUGUUUUCCAAGCACAAGUCAAGAAGAAUGUCAGGGAGGCUCCCCUGUCCCCUUACAAUUACCUCAACACUCAGUGUGUGAGUGUGUGUGUCGCUCCCACACACCCCUUGGAGACCAGGACAGACCCCGGGGACUGACCUCUGGGCCCACUAUGUUAGUUAUUGCAUGCAGUGCCCUGUAUGCACCAAACCAGACUUACCGGGUGAAGGCCUUACCACUGCUAGCCUGUCACUCUCCGUUUUCAUGCCCUGCUGCAACGCCUCACUCCUCAUCAACCAUAACACCUGUCCUCUUCAAGCUUAAGCAUUGUUGCUGUCCUAACAUCAAGGAACUGAUACCAGGCUGCGUGCUGUAAGUUAAAGUACUUUAUCCUUUAUCUACCCAGGCCUUCCAGUGAAGUGGAAGAAGCGUUUUUAGCAAUGCUCUGCUUUGCCUGCAUUUCCACCGUGCAUCUGAUGUUGUGCAUGUCUGCAUGGACCACUGUGUGGCCACGGGAGUGUCUGGGAAGCUGGUUAAAGUGCUCUGUAAUGUGAAAAAGCAACACAUGACAAUCCAAGGAAGCUGAACAACUCAUGUAUGAAGUAUGUGUGCAGUCAAUGAUUGUUGUUAGUUUGAGUUCUGCAAAACAAACUCAAAUCCAGCUCAUCACUAUGGCAACGCUCAAACCAUGGGGAGACAAAGUUGCUUGAACUCUCCCCCAUCAGUCAUGGUUUUCGUGGUCACCAAAACAGAUGUGAUCUGUACCAUAGAGAUCCUAUUGUAAUUCCUAAUUCUAUGUUCUGUAAAUUCACCCCCAUCUCACCCAACGAGCCUUUUCCUCAUCGGACCUCUUCUGUGAUUCAAACUGUGGGAGUUCUAUUUGUACAGUCCUAUUAUUUGCCAAGACUGUUAACUACUGGGCCCUAGUUGUAAAAUGUUCACCACGCAUUGCAUACCAUUACCUACCAGCCCAUUUUAAAAACCUAAGUGUGACAAAAGCCACACAAAAUAUACGAGUAAAUGUUUGAGAAACCAGAUAAUUUAGGACAAGCUGAACAUGGGGAUGGAUUUAAUAUAUAAAGUGUAUUUUUUUAAAGGCUAUGGAAAUAAAAGGUUUAUAUAAACAGUAUAUCAAUAUCUAGAUCACAAACUUGAAGUUUCGUUGCUGUAGAUCAUUUUAAACUGCCCUUGUUUAAGCAGAAAGAUGUAUUUUGUCAUAUUAUUAUUGGCCUUGUCUUUCACUAGAUUUACAAUGGGACUCAAUAUUUCCAUGUAUAUUCUUUUAUUAUUUAGUAUUUUAAUCGUUUUUCUUGUGUUCUUGUUGUGUUAGGACUGUUGAAGUGUUCCAUGUAGCUCUCCCUCAGUAGAGUAUUGAGUGAUGUUGAUCAAGUUAACUAGGGUUAUUUGGAGGGGCCUUCAUCAAUGGUAGGACCCAGAGCCAUAAUGGGUAAGUGCCUAGAGCCAUGGGUAAGUGCCCAUGUAUGUAAUCUGGCUGUACAUUCACACCUAAACACCCACUCAAACACUGUAAUCCUUCCCACAGACAUACAGCCAUAGACUGGAACACUGUUUCUCUUUGAUUGAAAGAGGGCUUUAAAAAACAAGCAACCGUUUAGUACAACUUUUGAUUUGAUUCUUUGAAAUCGUAUUUUGCAGGGAAUUAGAGAAUGCAUGUAUGAUUUGAAGGGUUUGUGUCUCCUCAUGUGGAGUAGGAUGCAGGUAUGAUUUGAAGGGUUUGUGUCUCCUCAUGUGGAGUAGGAUGCAGGUAUGAUUUGAAGGGUUUGUGUCUCCUCAUGUGGAGUAGGAUGCAGGUAUGAUUUGAAGGGUUUGUGUCUCCUCAUGUGGAGUAGGAUGCAGGUAUGAUUUGAAGGGUUUGUGUCUCCUCAUGUGGAGUAGGAUGUGUGUAGUUACUUGAUAAACGAUCAGACAUCCAUGUUUAGAUCCAGGUGUGGCUCACUGAGGGACCCAACAACUUCGUUGACCUUUACCUUUUCAUUUCAGAUUGUCCAUCGGAGUUCACAGAUGUGUUCUUUCAAAACCUCACUAACUCCUGUUGUUGGUCUCCAUCUGUAAAAUGAGUUUAGUUUCUUUGCUUGUUUAUAAACUACAAUGCUAGCGAACCUGUUGGUUCUACUGGUACCAUAGACCAUACUUUAUCAAGCUUCACUAAGGACUGCCAUAUGUAUUUCUGUUCCAAUCGAAAGAGCACACAAACAAAGUUGGAAGAAAUAAGUCAAAUGCUGUUUGUUUUCUUGCACUGUGUUCAGUAGUGCAAAGAGUCUUGGGCAGUAGUGAUAUACAGUGUGUUGUCAUCACAGAACACAAACCAAUUAAUCAGUCAAUUAUCACACUUCGAGUUUUGUUUUUUGUUCAUUUGAUUUUCUCAUUGCAAAAUCACAUAGUAUUCUUUUCACUUCAUUAUGUUUAAUACAAAGAGUUUGUUGACUUGUUUUGUGCCUCCAUUCAUUCAUUCAUUCAUUCAUUGUUUUAGACAUUUGAAUGUUUUUCCAUGAAAGGUUCUCUGCACGUGUUUUAUUAUUGACAUGGUUGUCUUUCAUUUGUUUAAGUCUAUUGUAGUCACUAUCAUGACUUUAAAUGAAUGCCAAUGUUUUACAUUUACUCAAAUGCUUCUGAUAUGGUACAUGUGUAACAUCUGAAAAAUGAAAUAAAGCAUGUUUAUUCAUCUAA
Oncorhynchus nerka (sockeye salmon) is the source of this 7280-nucleotide messenger RNA. Its product is annotated as AMP deaminase 2-like. The transcript is spliced from 19 exons. The coding region runs from base 534 to 3041 and encodes 835 amino acids. Gene Ontology annotation, biological process: AMP metabolic process; IMP salvage. Gene Ontology annotation, molecular function: AMP deaminase activity. The record is from RefSeq and is a predicted model, not a curated record. Lineage: Eukaryota; Metazoa; Chordata; Actinopteri; Salmoniformes; Salmonidae. Gene Ontology annotation, cellular component: cytosol.